Molecule: messenger RNA, 758 nt
Organism: Nezara viridula (southern green stink bug)
Lineage: Eukaryota; Metazoa; Arthropoda; Insecta; Hemiptera; Pentatomidae
Source: the annotation of a GenBank genome assembly
CCAGAUUUGAUCUGGGAGUAGUAAGUUUUAGAAGUUUCAUGGAUCAAGAAGAAGAGGAUUUAAUAAUUGCCUGCUGCUUAUAUGAAAUCUUAUUAGAAGAACAACGGAAAAAGGAAAGAAUAAGAAAAAAACGAUGGAUUGAUAAUUUAAAAAAGUUCAGAGAAAGACAGCUAGCUCGUAAACAUCAAAUCUCUUCUCAGAAACUCCGAAGAAAUGAACAUCUUGGUUCUCAUCCAAAAGUGAAUACAUCAAAAGGUCAAAGUCCUGCAAAGGAUCUUAAUAACACUUACUGUGAUGAAGAAGAGAUGUAUGAAAAUAUUAAAAAUCCAGCCUUCACAAUUAAGGUCGAACCAGGUUUAACUGAUGAUAUGUAUCAAGAGGACACAAAGGAUUUCUUGGCAGGAUGCAGUCAAUUAAUAAAAGAGGAACCUGAUUCAGAUGAUAUGAAUCAGGAAGAACCUCUAGAUUCUAUGAUGGAUUUUGAUGACCCACUUUACAUCAAACAAGAAGAUGAGAGUAAUUUAAAUUCUCCAGACGUAAAAAUUAAGAUAGAACCAGAUCUUAGCGAAGAUGAUGAAUCACAUGAUUAUAUAUCAGAGUAAUGUGAAGAAAACAAAUUAGAUGAUAGUAAAGUACAGUGUAUAUAUUUAUUUAUUAAAUGUAAAAUAAUUGUGAAACAUUAUUUUUGUAAAUUUGUUAAUACAAGUUAUUGGUGUUCUAGAAUAAUAUAAAUCAUUUUCUAACAUCUUAAAUUCAAA